AUGCUUUCCUCUCCUACUGUGAUUCUCCAGCCUUAUGGACUGCCUGUCUACCCGCAGACAGCCUCCUGCUACCCCGGCAUAGUGCAGGGAGGGGCAGCCCAGGAGGCCGGCCCAGGCAGUGGUGACCCCACCCUGCAGCAGGUCUACGCACCUCCUCCCUCCUACCCACCCCCGGGUCAAGGCCCACCCACGUCUGCAGGCCGACUGCCGCCCCUAGAUUUUAGCCCUGUCCAUUCCAGUUCAGAGUACCCAGAGCACCCCCAGCUCAGAGUCUACCAGGGCCCUCAGCAUGAGGGGGCCGACCCUCUGGCCUCCAGUAACACGGAGGAUGCCCUGGCCUCGGUGACCUCAGACCCCCAGUCACUGAGUGUCUCCGUGUCAUCAGGAGGCGCAGCAGGAAAUGGGAGUGAGGACGAAGGGUCAGGUAAGGCCCAACCUAAACGCCUCCAUGUCUCCAACAUCCCUUUCCGCUUCAGAGACCCGGACCUCAGGCAGAUGUUUGGGCAAUUUGGCAAGAUUCUGGAUGUGGAAAUCAUCUUUAAUGAGAGGGGGUCCAAGGGCUUUGGAUUCGUGACCUUCGAGAGUGCCAUGGAGGCCGACCGAGCGAGGGAGAAACUGAACGGCACAAUUGUGGAGGGGAGGAAGAUUGAGGUUAACAACGCCACCGCCAGAGUAGUCACCAAGAAGCCCCAGACCCCACUAGUGAAUGCCACUGGAUGGAAGAUCAACCCCGUCAUGGGCGCCAUGUACGCACCUGAACUCUACACCGUGGCCAGUUUCCCCUACCCUGUAGCGACUCCCACUUUGGCCUAUAGGGGCUCGGCGCUGCGCGGGCGGGGACGGGCCGUUUACAACACGAUCCGUUCUGCAGCUGCAGCCACGCCGGCUGCCGUCCCCGCCUACCCAGGAGUGGUGUACCAGGACGGGUUGUACGGCGCAGAAGUCUACGGUGGAUAUCCUGCGGCCUACAGGAUGGCUCCAUCAGCAUCUGCCGCCACAGCCGCCUACAGUGAUGGAUAUGGACGGGUAUACGCCACCACCACAGACCCCUAUCACCAUUCAGUUGGCCCAACAGCAACAUACGGAGUGGGAACAAUGGCGAGUUUGUACAGAGGAGGCUACAACCGCUUCACCCCUUACUGA
Lampris incognitus (smalleye Pacific opah) is the source of this 1143-nucleotide messenger RNA. RefSeq names its product RNA binding fox-1 homolog 1, like (gene rbfox1l). The record is from RefSeq and is a predicted model, not a curated record. Gene Ontology annotation, molecular function: mRNA binding. The transcript is spliced from 12 exons. Gene Ontology annotation, cellular component: cytoplasm; nucleus. Gene Ontology annotation, biological process: regulation of alternative mRNA splicing, via spliceosome; nervous system development. Bases 1 to 1143 code for a protein of 380 amino acids. NCBI's taxonomy places the organism in Eukaryota, Metazoa, Chordata, Actinopteri, Lampriformes, Lampridae.